Hemiscyllium ocellatum (epaulette shark) is the source of this 2261-nucleotide messenger RNA. RefSeq names its product StAR related lipid transfer domain containing 3 (gene stard3). Lineage: Eukaryota; Metazoa; Chordata; Chondrichthyes; Orectolobiformes; Hemiscylliidae. Gene Ontology annotation, molecular function: cholesterol binding; cholesterol transfer activity. The record is from RefSeq and is a predicted model, not a curated record. The transcript has 15 exons. Bases 211 to 1533 code for a protein of 440 amino acids. Gene Ontology annotation, cellular component: late endosome.
GAGCAGCCGAGGCCUGGGGAGAGGACCAGGCCCCAUCCAGGCUGAGCGGUUCCAGCCAAUGGACUGGGCCAGACUCUGUCCGGGAUCAGUGGUCACUCCGGCCGCCGGACCGGACAGUGUGCGCUUUCGGGAAUGUUCGGACUGAGGUGUUGGCUUGGGGAGUUACUUUUCACUCAGGGACCCGAUGUCUGAUAGCAAGGAGGAACCAGGAUGGAACGACUUGAGCAGCAUCUCCCAACCAUUGCUUCGAUCAAUACAUCCCAGUCUCUGGGCCAGCCUGGACUGCCGGCACGAUGUCAGUCACUUGACGAAAAGAAAGCAAUUUCUGACGUUCGCAGGACUUUCUGCCUGUUUGUAACCUUUGACCUGCUGUUUGUUUCACUCUUGUGGAUAAUCGAGUUGAAUACAAAUGGUGGCAUUAAAGAGAAUCUAGAAGGUGAAAUAUUAAGUUAUGACUUCAGAACCUCAUUCUUUGACAUAUUUUCACUGGCUGUGUUUCGCUUCCUGGUAUUGCUGCUUGCCUAUGCCCUUCUGAGACUCCGUCACUGGUGGGUGAUUGCGGUCACUACUUUAAUUACCAGUGGCUUUUUAAUUGUAAAAGUCAUUCUUUCAAUUCCGUUCCAGACCAGGGGUGCAUUUGGUUAUGUUCUCCCAAUUGUUUCCUUUGUCCUCGUUUGGCUGGAGACCUGGUUUCUUGAUUUCAAAGUAUUAAUUCAAGAGGCAGAAGAUGAGCGAUUGUACCAGACAUCUCACGCAGCAUUUGUGCACUCACCUCUUCUGUAUCCCAGAGGUAUAUCCGAGGGACAAUUCUAUUCUCCUCCAGAGUCCUUUGCAGGCUCUGAAGAUGAGUAUGAAGGUGAAGGUACUGAAAGGAGAGCAGUAACACCACAGGAAAAGGAGUAUGUGUGUCAGGGUCGAGAGGCAAUGCAAGUGAUGGAACAAAUACUGGGACAGGAGGCAUGCUGGAAGUUUGAGAAAGCGAAUGAAUACAAUGAUGUUGUUUACACAUUUGAAGUCCCAUAUCAUGGCAGGAGCUUCAUUCUAAAGGCGUUCCUGCAAUGCCCUGCUGAGCUGAUAUAUCAGGAAGUCAUUCUUCAACCUGAGAAGGUGGUCAUUUGGAACAGAACAGUUACUGUUUGCCAGGUUCUCCAGCGGGUUGAUGAUAACACUGUAAUCACCUAUGAUGUUUCAGCAGGAGCUGCAGGAGGGGUUGUUUCUCCCAGGGACUUUGUGAAUGUGCGUCGUAUUGAGAGGAAGAAAGAGAUGUAUAUUUCUUCUGGUAUGUCAACUACACACAACUCCAGACCUCCACAGAACAAAUACGUCAGAGGUGAGAAUGGGCCUGGAGGGUUUGUGGUGCUGAAGUCUCCUCAGAACCCCAGAGUCUGCACCUUUCUUUGGAUACUGAAUACAGAUCUUAAGGGCCGGCUGCCCCGAUACCUGAUCCAGCAGAGUCUCGCAGCCACCAUGUUCGAGUUCAUUGCACACCUGAGGCAACGAAUCAGUGAUAUAAGGGAAGCAUCACAAUACUGACUGCAACAUAAAACAUCAUAUCAACUCCAUCUGCAGAAAACAGUGUCUAAGUCAGCAAUUACAAACCAAGAUCAACUUACUGACUAACAAACACCUACUCAUCAUUGUACUAAUCAUUGAAAGAUUGUUUUAAAGUUAUUCUUCACAUGGCUAUGCUGAUUGAACUUUCACCUGAAGAGCCAAAAGGAAUUGAGAUAUAAUACUGAACGAUUUUAUUUUUUAUAUUAUAUCAUUUUUUUGUAUUGUGUUGUUUAACUCUGUGUACAAUCCUGCUGCUAUGGGAGUUUUACACUUAGAACCAAAUAUUAGCUGUUUGACAACAGCUUUGCGGUUCUCUGAUACAGAAGGGUCACUGAGUGCUGCGAGGCUGAAAUAUUUGCUGCAUCCACUAGGUGCUGCUUUAGCGGCAGAUUCAUUUGUGACGGAUUGUUUAUUCCUAUUUGUUUUAAUAGUGGAUAGCAGCCUCUCCUAGCUCAAUGGGCUAUUUCACCAUCCAGCCUGGAUCUGAGCUCCCAGGGGCAGGAGGAUCAUGCGUCCUGCUGAUUGCAUGUUCUACACUGGGCCUGAGCUGGAGAAACAGCUGGAAUUCUGUUGUUGAUAACUGUCCAUUGAGUGAGUGGUUUACAGCUGAAGGAUCAACGAUGAGGUCCUUCAGGGUGGAAUAUCUUCCUGUAAAAAAUGAGGUCUGCAGAUGCUGGAGAUCACAGCUGCAAAUGUGUUGCUGGUCA